AUGGACAAGCUGUUUGAGAGUUUCGAUAAUGCCAUAAAGAAGAGAAGAGCUACCUAUCAAAAAGCGGUGCAAAAUGAAGAUGAUGAGUAUACUGAAGAUCCACUCGUUCCACCAGCAGUCCUUGGUAAUGGAUUUCUUUUCAACAGUAGUACCCUGGACAAGGUGAAAAAUCGAUUAAACAAAGACCAGGAACAGGGGACUCAAGCUAUUGAUACGACUCAGGUCCUUUCCAAUUUGUAUGAGGACGGGGAGGAUUUAGAGAAAGAGGUACCCAGCAUUUUGCAGAGCAAAUCCAAACCGAUUCCAACCAUUUUGAUUCCAAGUAUAGAACGUGAAAUACUUAAACAGCCCUUUAAUGAAAAUCAUAAUUUUACUGGAGUGACAGUCCCUAUUGCCAAAAGCUCCGCAAUUACAAAGAACCUUGAUCGAGAAGACUUGGAGUCUCCCGAGAUACCAGAAACGCAGCCUAUUCCUGAUUUUUCAGCCAGUGAUGUACCAACACAAACACAAGUCCUUAAAACUACGAGUGAAACAGCUGCCGACACUGGUACAGUGGCAACUGCAGCAAUAGCAUAUGAAGAAUCACUUACUCAGGUGGAGGUUUCAGAGCAGACUUAUCCAGAUCAGAGGAAUUCACAGGAAGAUAUAAUUCAACAGACAGCUGCGGAUGCGGUUCCAAUUACGAGACUUAAGAUUCAUGAAAUUGAAGAAAUGUGGUCCAGGGAGGUCCAAACGGAGACUAAAGAGCACAAAGUGAAGUACAGAGCCCCAAGACCUCUGAAGGUAUUCACAAAGGAGGCUUUUAUGCAGGACUUCGAUAAAAGCAGUGAUUCAGACUCCGACGUCUUCGACCAAGAAAUCAAGGCCACCAGUCCCAUAGGACGUAACAAUGACUCAAUUUCUGAAGUUGGGACAUCAGAUGUUAAAGUUCUGAAAGAUAAAAGCUCUGGAGCACUGACUGCCUAUCAGCGUGAAUUGAAAGAGAAAGCUGAGAUCGCUAAAGGAGUUAUGCUGCUAUCCGAGAGUGAUGAUGAGGAGGAUCUCGCAGUUUCUACAUCACAUGAAGCAAAAGCAACUGUUCUCAAACUAAAAGCCCGCUUAUCGAAGCGUAGACCUCCCGUUGAGUCUCAGCAUGGUAAGGCAUCAUUAAGUGCGCUGAUGAAAAAUCUGAGAAAUUCUACGAAGAGGCAAAUCCUUGAUCGACAGAAAGAAGGUAUUGAACGACAAGGCUUGAAAUUCGAGGACGUGGAGAAGGAAAAAGAGAUUGUGGAAAAUCUGUUGGAGCAGGAAAUUGCAAGGAAUAAGCGAAUUAGAAUGAAAGAGAAGGAAAAAGCACAAAUGAAUGAUGUUCCUUCCCUCGCUCUGCCAAAUAGAGUUGAAGAAGAUAAUGAUUCGAACUAUUCAGUUAGUGACGAGGAUUCUGUCAUUAAAGAAGAUUUAGACUACUCUGAUCUCGAAAGCGACGAUUCCGGCUCAAAUGAACCAAAGAUAGCUUCUGACAGCGCGGGAGUCGAAAUUGAUAGUGAUGAAGAUGACAUACGUUUCAUGAAGGGCAAGGCGCACAAGAUAUCACUGUUGAAUGACGAUGAAUCUGAAGAAGAGGAAGAUUUGACGGUGAAUAGUGCUAUUAAUUUAGGCGCUUAUGGAGAUAACCUAAUCACCACAACGAAAGAUGAGGCGCACACUUCUGCGGAGGAACACACUACACAACUCGUAAAUGAGAUCAGCGAGUCCCAAUACCGUACUAUGGAAAAGGAAAAGUCGAAGAUCAGAGCUCAGGAAGAGAAGCAAAGACUUAAACAAAUGAAAGAAUCUGGGGUUACUAACAUGUUUGACAUGGAAGCCGAGGAAUCUGACGACGAAUGGCGGGGUGUUGGUGGUGUAGACGGAGAAACGAUUGAUGAUUAUGAUUCAGAUUUGGAGAAAAUGAUCGACGAUUUCUCUAAUACAACAUCCAAUGCCGAUCAAAUACGUCAGCUUCUUAUGGCAGAGAACAAGGAAACCGAUUUGAAAACAGUGAACAAAAUACUUCACGACAUAAAGAAUGGUGGAUUCCGAAAAAGACGCCAAAACAACUUGCAACUUGAAUUAAGCGAUGAUGAAGACGACGAAUUAUUGAAUUAUAAGAAAAGAAAAUUGGAGUUGAUGAGAAAAAGACGUCUCCAAUUUGGUGCAGACGACAAGAAACUUCUGAAGAACUCAAGGUCGAAGGCUUUUUUCGAAAGCAUGGUCGAGGACAUAAUUGACUUGAAGGAUCCCUUCAGCAAUCAAGCCGAAACGUCAGAGAAAGAUAAGAAAUCAGAAGGUUUGGUGGAUGCUUCAAAUAAGCAGAAAGACACAAUCUCUCAUGAGUUUGUACAACAAAGUUUAUCGUUUUUGAGCAGUAGCCGAGAUUUCAGUGAAUUUGAAGUAGCAAGAGUCUCACAGGAAGGUGAACGCAAUACUGACCUGAACAGCCUGAAACAGGAUAGUACUGUCAAAACCCUUUAUGCCCCAUCAAAUAUCAUUAGCGAGUCAGAAAGAGCAGACCAUGAAGAAUUCGAUAAUAGUGUACUUCCGGUAGAAAGCAGCUACUCCUCAGUUGUCAAAUCGUUUGGAUUCGAUUUAAACGCAAACGAUAAAUUGAAAGAAGGAAGGAAGACAGUGACGGUCUCUAAGUCCUACAGAACUGUCGGCGGUAACAAAGCCUCUAUCACCUAUCUUGGGAAGAUGCGGAAACUCGUCGCUCCAAAGAAGUCAAAUGCAGAGGUUCGGACCACGAGCAAGCUAUCUACUCUGGGUAAUAGUAAAAUAUUCCGAAAUUUUGAAUCUAGCUUCGAGAACUAA
Molecule: messenger RNA, 2826 nt
Organism: Torulaspora delbrueckii
Lineage: Eukaryota; Fungi; Ascomycota; Saccharomycetes; Saccharomycetales; Saccharomycetaceae
Gene: MRC1
Product: chromatin-modulating protein MRC1
Exons: 1
Coding region: 1-2826 (941 amino acids)
Biological process (GO): mitotic G2 DNA damage checkpoint signaling; mitotic DNA replication checkpoint signaling; activation of protein kinase activity
Molecular function (GO): anaphase-promoting complex binding
Source: RefSeq, a predicted model, not a curated record